UUACUCUCUCUCUAUUUCUUGUUCUUGUUUUUUUUUUUGUUUUUAUGGUCUUUUUCAGGUCUGUCUGUUUAUUCAUUCACUCUUGGUAUCCACUUGUCUCUCUUUCAUUUCUCUCAUUAUUCAAAUUCCUCUCUCCCUACUUACUACCUAUAUUAUUACACUUUCAUUACCAAACGUGAAUCCAAAAUCAAAGAAAUGGGUAGAAUCGCCAUGGAUGAUAAUGAUGAAAAUAGACUUCUUUCCUCCAACGAAGAAGAAGAAGAUCAAGAAGAAGAAGCUUUGUCAUUGAGCGAUCUUCCCAUCAACAUUCAACCCGAUUCAAAACAACCAGAAGCUGAACCUGGACUACCCAUGAUUCAAUUACCGGAAGAUGAUUUCGAUUUCGGGUCUGCCACAACAGAGCCAGAGAUGUGUGCCGCCGACGAUGUCUUCUUCAGGGGUCGUAUUCUUCCUUUACGCCAUUCCAUUAGUUCCGACAGUGGGUUAACCCUUCUCCGAGCCGACAGCCGCAGGACACCACAGUUAUCUAGAUCGGGAUCCAUGGACCAAUAUAAGAUAAGUCAGAAAAACACAAUUAUAAGAAGUAGUAGUAUCAGAAGCCAAUAUUCAUCAUCCUGUAGUAGUAGCAGAUCUAGCAGUACUAAAACCAAUAACACAAUACCGAAACCCCAUAAACCUAAACCACCACCAAACCCAUUCCAGCAUUAUUCAAACAGGAAACCAGUCCCGGGAAAUUUAAACAGAGCAUCGAGUUGUUCAAGAUCAUACAUGGGUCAAGGUCAAAUGAUCAAGUCUAAUAAUAACAACAACAACAUGUGGAGCAUACUUCGAUUGGGAUUGGUGCGGACACCGACCAUGGAACCGCUGGAGAUAAAAUUUCAUGGCAACAACAAUCGGAUUAGUACUACCCAGAUUCAGGGGAAGGAAAAGGAGAAGAAAUUCCCGUAUUUUGGCGGGUGCAAAUGUUCUUCGGUGGAAACAGUUGUAGUACCAUCAUCUUCUUCGUGUAAAGGAACAAAGGAAAAGACAAAGAGAGACAUGUCGAGACGUCAUCGAACGUACGAAUGGUUGAAGGAGCUAUCUGUGGCAGAUGAUGAUCAUGAUGAUCAUGAAGGAGAGAAGGGUAGGGGUAAUCUGGGUAGCUAGGUUUGGAUGUGAGAGAGACAGAGAUAGCACGCCUGUUUCAAAAAAAAUUGUUAAAAAAAAAUGAUUUUAAAUUCAGCCUUUUUGUUCCUUCUUGUGCUAUGUUUCUAAUCAUGUUCCCCUUCUUUUCAUUAUAACUAAUCUUCCUUUCCUUAUAUUCUCAC
Molecule: messenger RNA, 1307 nt
Organism: Impatiens glandulifera
Lineage: Eukaryota; Viridiplantae; Streptophyta; Magnoliopsida; Ericales; Balsaminaceae
Exons: 1
Coding region: 196-1146 (316 amino acids)
Source: RefSeq, a predicted model, not a curated record